Molecule: messenger RNA, 14169 nt
Organism: Porites lobata
Lineage: Eukaryota; Metazoa; Cnidaria; Anthozoa; Scleractinia; Poritidae
Source: the annotation of a GenBank genome assembly
AUGGCGGAGUCUUCGAGUUCGAACUCAAUGAAAGGGAAACGAGGUAUUUUCUAUUUUUUUCAGAAGUCUGGUGGUUCGAUGUUAUGCAGUUGUUUAGUUUUUUAUCUCACAAGGUUUCUUCUUCUGAUUUAGAGGAGAGGGAUGAAAACCAAGAAAUCGAAAAGGCGAAAGUCUCCGGUGGACGAAGUGUAAGUGUAAGUUUUAUAUGACUUAUAUAAAUAAUCUUAGCUAAUACCACUGAAAAAGUUAUUGUAGGUGGCUCGACCCAGCGGGGAAAACGGGCCCAUCUUUUAAGAUUUUCCAAUUUUUCUGGGAAUUUUCCAGUGGACCCAGUGGGACGAACCGACGAAACAUGUUCCAUUUACCGCCGAACCGGAAAUUUUGACUAAAUGGAAAGCGCCCUCGGAUUUCAAGUGACAGGGAUGAUUAAAAGAUUUUUGACGGUUUGAAAUUGUUGUUUUCGGGAUUUUUUUGGAUAGGAAAAUUCUCGGGGUAUCCAAUUGAUGGAAAUCGAUGAUCGGAAAACCGAUUGAUUAAUUGAUAUCAAUCGAUAAAAUUAGUUAAUUGGUAUCGAUUGGUAUCGGUCAAUUGAUGAUCAGUCAAUAACCACACAGAAAGUGUUCAUUGAUUGCUAUCGAUUGGCACAGCAACCUUCGAACAGAUGUCACGCACACUACCUGUCUGAUCAUCUGCCAUUUUUAGGAAGCCCUGGGGACGAAAUAUGCCACUUCCACAUUCCCCAUAAUGUACUUUAUUUGCCCCCCCAAUUUUGCAUAAGCAUUGCUUUCAAUUUCUCUUGGGACAGCUGUAAUACCCAGGGAGAAAUGGAAAACAAUGGUUAUGCAAAAUUUUGGGGGGCAAAUAAGGUGCAUUAUGGGAAUUGUGGAAGUGGCAUAAUUGGUAAAACCUUUGUGACCCACAAUCUUCUCAACACAAAGAAUACACCCUGUUGUAUGUAUACUUGAAUUGCCCAGUUGCCCAUCAUUGUCUUUACGUGUCAUUAUGUCUACGCAAGAAGUCUAGGAAGAGGCUUCACUGAACAUAAGGUGCAUCGUCAAACAGAGGUUCUUCUUCUUUCCUCCCUUGUGCGGAGGUUACUAGCACUACACAAUGCAUGGAGCAUUCUAAACUUUAACUGAGAACAGGAACAAACUUUCGAGUUGUCAAAGGAAAAAGGAUACCUGUGGAUGGGGCAUUGAAGAGAAAGAAGAGAGUAUCGUUUUCCUGUUAACGUUCAAAGCAUUAAAAUGAAAUGUGUUUACAAUUACUGCGUACAAAGAUAUGAAAUUUAUGCGCUGAUUCAGUCAAUCUGCAACCGAUCAUUACCAAUCAAUACCAAUUUAUCUAUCGAUUGUUAUUGAAAUUCAAUACCAGUCAAUAUUACCACAAGCAUCUUCGCCAUUGAUGGGUCAUCGAUUAUCAGUAGCAAUCGAUUAAUUGAUAUUGAUCGGUAUUGAUUGAUAUCGAUUGUCAUCGAUUAUCCUUUCAUCUAUUGGAUACCCCCAGGAAAAUUGUGGCAAGUAUUUUUUUGGGCAGCUUGAUUUAAGUAGGGAACAAGGAAAGGGGCUGACUAACGAGACUCUCUUCUUAGUAAGCCUUUACUUUAUCGGAAAAGUGGCAGGGGGUGAAGUGGGGGGAAGGUGGUCCCAGUCCUCUGCCGCGUAACUGCUUGGUCAUCAUUGUCAAUCCAUUUUCACACAUGGAUUACUCAUUUAUCUCCCAUGCAAACAUUUUUAGGGCUUUGUCAUGUGAAAAAGUCCUAAGAUGAGAACAUUUCUUGUGGGAGGCUAAUUAACUGAGUUGGCCAAAGGCUGGCCCAGUUUAUAAAAUACCUUUGAUCUUCUUUCUGGGGGUGUAUCCCUGGUAAUUCGUGGUGGGGGUGUGCAUUCGACGCUCCAAAUCCUCACCCUAGACCUUAUUUCAGAUCAAUACCUAUAAGGCAAAUGUAAGGGAGUACCCUCCUUCUCCCCGCCACCCCCGGGAUUUCAGAUCAAUUCCUAUAAGGCAAAUAUAAUGGACUAUCCCCUGGGGAUUUUCAUUGUCAUGAUGAUAAACAUUAUCAAUUAUUAACUUAUUAACGAGCAUGUUAAGCAAAGGCAGCCAUUAAAUGAAGAUGUGUUUGAAGUUAGCGUACUAUGCUUGCAAAAGGGUACAAUGUUCAAAUGAGAUUAUGUUUCACUCUCACAUGAGAUUCGGCGACAAAGUUAUGUGGUGGCCUGAGUGUGUACAGCCACCCCCUCUUCUCAGAAAAAAUUGCACCUUGGCAGCCUAGUUAAAAUCACCUUUUGGCGAUUCUUGUAAUACGUAAACUGAACUAUACCCUAAAAUCACUUGUUUGUGAUUGGAAUUAAUGUCAUGCCACGAUAAUGUCAAAAUAACAUUGUUUCAGCUCUAAAAUGAAUUUCCGCAUUUUGUUUGGAAAUGUUCUAUGUAAGCAUUGUUUUUGUUGCAUUUGUUAUUUCUUCCCUAUUAAUAGGCCCAACCCGAAAAAGGUAAGGGAUCCAAACAUAAACAAAGUAACAAAAAACAGAAGCAGAAGCCACAAUCAACAUUACCUCAACAAAAGGCUGAGCCACCACUUGAUGGGAAAAAAGAUGAGAGGCCACUGGCUGUUGGUGGGGCUGAUGCCACAGGUGAACUGCCGCAAAAAACCAAAGCAGAGCUCAAAGCUGAAAGGAGAGUGAAACAGGUUUGCAAAUUCUUUUUAAAAUUAUAAGCUCUACACAGUGUUGAUCUAGGAUUUCCAGCUAGGGGUGCAAUGUGUUCCAGUCAAUUAAUUUUAGAGGGACAUUUUUUUUUUUUUUUUUUGGGGGGGGGUCACUAUUUUUUUCACUUUAUAUUUUUUUAUUCUAAUGUACUGGGUGUUAUGAACUAGUGUUGAAGUCCUGUAGUUUGCGCAGCCAACGGUAAAAGGAUUUUGUUUCUUUGAUUUUUGGCAAAGCAAGCAGAGCAUACCCUUUGGUGGAUCAAACUUCAGCCAUUUGUACGUCUCUAGCCAGCUCUGUUCAAAGUUUCAUUUUGGCAACUUCGAUGCCGUGGACGUUUCUGCAGUUUCUUCUUUGUGUUGUUGCCCAAAAAAUGCUGAAAGCCUUCUUUGUUUUGAGACCACUUUGCAUUCACAUACAUCAAGAGAGGGGCUCUCAAUUAAGCACGUGGAUCUAUAAAAUCUACCCUAUGAUUUUGCACGAGGAAAAAGUGCAAAAGUGCGCCAAAAUGACCCAGAACAGGCACUUGAACGGGGCAUCUUUGCUCAAACUGCAGCAAUCCCACAAUGGUGCACCCUAGAUCAGACACUGAGUAGAAUAAGAAAAUUUUAGUUUUAGGGAACGAUUGACAGUGUGUGUGUAAUAAACCCACAAGAGAGAACUGAAGCAUGAAAUUAUGCUCAGGUUCUAAGUUCAGGUUAUUACUCCAGCACAUUAUUAACUUGUUUUUGUGAUAUGCAGUGCAACCUCUCCUUUGGGACACCACUGUACAAGGGAUGGCACCUCCAUUCCGGAGACAAAAUUUGGUCCUGGAAAAAUGUUCACAAAAUGUUUGUUACUUCUAUUAAAAGGACACCUCUAUUCGGGAAAAAGACUUUCUUGGUCCUGAAACCCUGAAACCCGGGUUUAACUUCCAUUCAGGAGACACUUAAUGACUCAAAAAGUGACUGACCACAAAAAUCAUAGAUUUUUAAGUUUAAGUCUUCACUAGUCACAAUGGUAAUAGCUUUCAAAACACAAACUAUUUCACUUACAUCAAUGUACUACACUUGUGGGAAUUCAACACACAGCAUCAGUUGACCUGCACCGUUCUAUACCUCUUAUUUCAUUGGUCCCUUUUCAUCUGCAGUUCCAUUGUUUUUAGAGAAAGGGGCAUUGUUAUGUCACAAUCCCUAUUGUCUUCACAGCCAAUCACAAACAAUAUUUCAAAUAGGUGCAGAUCGCCCCCACAAUAUCAUAGAAACAAGUUAAUCAUGGUUUUUUUAAUACAUUAUCUAGCUGUUUCAAAUAAUCACUGCAGCAGAUUCUGGGUCAGAAUAAUUAAAGAAAAAUAUUUGUUGGUUAACAAACCACUGCCCAAACUUCAUUCAGGGGACACUUGCCUUGGUCCUGAGGGUGUCCCCUACUGAAUAGAGUUUCCACUGUUUUCACUCUUGUAAAGACUCCUCCCUUGAUCCUCUGAAACAAAAACAUGGCACAAUCUAAUAAUGUAGGUUGAAUAAAAAAAAGUAUAUUUAUAGUCAUGCACAAUAUAACGUGAUCUAAACUCCUGGAGUACACUGUAAACAUUCAUUUUCAUUUAGUAUUUGUCGACCUAGGUGAAAUCAAAGUUGAACCUGAAAUCACAGACCAUAACAUAUAUACUGUAGGACUGAAAAUCAAGUAUUAGUGUAUUUAUCAAGAGCUUAUUUUUCGUGUCAAAAAAGGAAGCACAACGAGCUGCAAAAGCUCAGAAGCAGGCUGAUGUAGGAAUUAAACACAAAUCCAGCAGUGAAGGUAUGGUUCCAUGGUUAGUUUGUCAACAUGGAAGAAGUGUGGUAGUGAAUUGUGGUGCACUAGUUGGCCACCUGACUAAUCUUGAUGAUAUUAGAGAAGAAAGAGUUACUUAAUCCUUUCAUAAUGAUAUAAUAGAUGACGAUUCAAUUUACAGGUUAGGAAAAAAACUUUCUAAACACAAUCUUUCAAUUCCUCUGCAGAAUCUUUAUCAUUGAUGGGUGUUUUGUCAUAUGAUUGAUACUGUUAAUCACGUGACAGAACGUCCUGAUAGAUUGCGGGGAGCUCAUAACUAGCAUCCCGGUUCAAUGUUGGAUCCUGAUAAAAUAUUUUGGCGGCCUCGCUAACUCUUCUGUUGAACACGUCCACUUCUCUCAUGAGGAUCAAAGAGGAGGACAUAUCCAGGGUGUGGCCUUACCACUUUAGAUGAUCUCCCACUGCCACUGUUGAUGCUCUUCUCUUUGCAACAUGUUCCAUGAAUUUCACUCUAAAAGGUCUAGCUCUCUCACCAAUGCAGAAGUCGUCACAGCCCUCGCACUGAAUUUCGUACCCCAUCCAAUGCUGCCUGAUGGUGUUGACAGGCUUGUGGAAUGGGCCAACUCCUUGUUUUUUGAAAACUUUCGUGAACUUUUUUUGGUGGGCUCCAACAUUGAAUAGGGAUGCUGGUUACAAACUCCCUGUGAUCUGUCAGGACAAUUUGUCUUGAGAUCCCCAAUAUAAAUCAGGUGACAAAAUGCCCAAGUCCAUCAUUUGAUAAAGAUUCGCAAUGGAAUCGAAAGCUGGUGCUUAAAAGUUUUUUGGUAUUCUGUAAAUUGAAUCAUCAUUUAUUAAAUCUUGAUGGUGUCAUUGGCUAUGCAAUUGAGAUACCACUUGAUCCCACCAGUUUUGGCGUCGAAACACUUUGUCACAUUCACUUUCUCCUUUAGUGCCCAAUCAAACUCUGAGCUCAACUUUAACGUUGAAUUUUGCCUUUAUUUUACGUAGGCCAUCGUGUUCAAGUUGCACAUGAUCUUCAAGCGGAUGAUGAGAAAGUUCAAAAGAAGGUUGCUAAGAAAUUAGCAAGGCAACAGGUGAGAACGAUAAAGAUAAGACAUUGUCAACAGUAAUCAUGUUACACUGUGGUUUGCUUAUAAUGGAAUACCCUGUGAAGAGAGGUUUCUUUAUGGCAUGGGCUUAACAUGAACAAAGUUCUUAGCAUCACUGAAAUUGCAUAGUCAUCCCAUUACAGAGACUCAAAAUCGUUAAGAACCUGUUUUCAUUCAAAAUCUUGCAUACAGAGUCCAAUAAAAUACUGGUCCCAGGUGGUCAAGUCUAGUGGGAUGUUAGAUUAUAUCAACUUCAAUAAGUUAAUUGGAGCUAGUGUCUUUUUCAUAAAAUUGUUGGCCAUGCAUGGGCCUGACAAUUUUGAGCAAGCCUAAUUCCCUCUGAUCAGUCUUUGUGGCCAUGAACAUCUCAUGAGAGAGAUGCCUGGAUUUUGGCCCAUAAAAAUUAAUACAUUAAUACUGUCCACACUGAUAAUGUAAAUCUAUUUAGAAGUGGUGGUGUCAUUUGUUGAUGGAUUAUGAUCAAAUUACUAUUUCAGCUUUUAUUUAUUAAAUUAUAUCAUGUGAUUCUAUUUAUUUGAUCAUUUUUUUUAUUUACCUUGGCAUGACAAGCAACCUUUGCCAAGUAUAAAUACAGAAGUAAAAAUAGCUAUUGUUUACAAAUGACAGAUGAAAAUUAAUAAGAUAGCAAAGAUUAAAAGUACAAUGUGCUGAGUCUAGAGUGUACAAAGUCUAACAAGAAAAACUGAUUUCCUCUCACUGGAUAUUUGCUUUUCAGGACGUAGUUCAGUUAAGCCUGCACCAAAUUGGCAGCCAGACUCCAAAGUUUUAUUAUAAUGAUCAAGGAGAAUCAAGAUCACAAGAUCAAAAUAAUUAUGUACACCAUAACUUCUGCUACUACUAAAUCUGAAUGCCAUUAGUAUAGAAUUUUUGAGACCAAAACUCAGAUUUCUCUCUUGUCAAACACAUCCAGAAGGAAGAAGGGAUGAUAGUUUUUAUGUGUAUUCACAGGCUAUAAUAAUACUUUUACCAGCCAAAGACCUUCGAUAUCACUUGCUUAUAUCCUAAAUUGUACUAGAGCAGAUCAUCAAACUUGAGAUUUAUCUACUGAGUCAUUGUUGGUGAUUAUCUACUUUAUCAACUAAGUUCAUAAAACUAAAGGCAUUAAAAUUUUGUUCACACUUUUGUUUUGCCUGUAGGUUCCCCAACGCACUACAACUCAAAAGAAAGUUGGUUUGUUUUCCCAUCUUCAUCAAUAUGAAAAGGAUUUGUCUUUAACACAAGGAAUAAGGUAAGAUAUAAAAGUGAGUUGCUGAUGACAGUAAUAACUUACCGUAUUUAUUCGAUUAACCGCCCUGGGCGCUUAUUAAAUUUUUGGACCUUGAUAGUGGGCGCUUAUUCGAGGUGGGCGCUUAUUCGAGGCUGGGCGCUUAUUAAAUUUUCGCCAUUCUCAGCAAGCGUAGUAUGUUUAUUUUGCUACAAAAUAAUAAAUGGUAAUAACAAAAAGCGAAGAAGUAACAAAGAAAGGUUUCAGCCCAAUCUGUAAAAUACUCUGAAGAAAACUCCGUCUUCGGGAGGGUCUCUUGUUAUGUCUUAUUUGAGUUUGUGUGGGAGGGAGUGGGGUGGGGUGGGCGCUUAUUCGAGGCUGGGCGCUUAUUAACUUUUUCUGCCUUUGGGAUGGGCGCUUAUUCGAGGUGGGCGCUAAUUCGAGGUUGGGCGCUUAUUCGAAUAAAUACGGUAGCUUUAGUUUGUUAAAGACAAGUCUGUUAAUCUCGUACCCAGAUCUCUUGUUGACGAAGUCAAAGGCAAGAUUUUUGAUUGGCGAGAUUGUCAGCAAACACGACGUAACUGCUUUCUCCCAUGUGCACUAUGGCAUGUGCAAUUCAUUCUUUGCGAAGUCUUCAGUUUUGUUCAAUGAAACAUUUAAAUUGUGAAGAAGUUUUCUGUCUUAUAACUUGUAAAACCAUUUUUAUCUUACCUUUUAAGACUUUUUACCACUCUCUCUCACUAUCAAUACAAGGAGUUUUGAAAGGGUAAAAAACUGUAGAGAAGUGGGUAUAGGUUAACUUGGGCUGAGAAACCUCUACCUUAAAUUAAUCAUGAAGUCAGAGUAUAAGUAGUAUCUCUUAGAAGAGCGCUCAGCGGGUAGGCGUUCUCAUGAGGCUUAGUUACCUUAUACCGACACAAACUAAGUUAUAGUUAUAUAAGACAGCUGUUCUCCCAUAUUUAACCUACUGUCAUCUUAUAUGGCAUUUUUGCCGUGCUAGCGAUUCUAGACGACUACGGCAUAUCCAGGAAAGAGCACUUAGGGCUAUAUAUUGUGAUAAACAUUCGUCCUAUGGUCAAUUACUAUCUAUGGCCGGCCUAUCUACUCUACACAACCGGAGACUACAGGACAUAGCUAUUCUAAUGUAUAAAGUUAAAAAUAACAUGUGCCCAACAUACAUUAGCAGUCUCUUUGAACAGCCUGCAAUUAAGUAUAAACUGUGCAAUCAAUAGUUUUUCUUAAUUUCUUAAUUCUUAUAUUCUUGUUUUUUCAUUUUUAUGAAUAAUAUAUUAUUAAUUAAUUAAUUAAUUGAUUAAUUUUUUUAAACUUAUUUUAGUGUCCUCACUUAGUGGUUAUACACCACUAUUACAGUUUUGACACAUCAUCAUCAUCAUCAUCAUCAUCAUCAUCAUCAUUGUAUGACAGAUGUCUAAGUGAUACCUGAAACGUAUUGAAAUUUAAUUUGAUUUGUUCAUUUCUUGUUUGAUUGAAGUUUGGGUAGUGCCAGUAACAUCCAUCCAGCUAUAAUCACUCUAGGAGUGCAGUAUGCCAAAGGCAUAAUUUGUGGGUCAAAUGCAAGAUGUGUGGCUCUUUUGCUGGCCUUCAAAAAGGUUGGGUGUCACUUUGUGUGAAUUUUAUAAAAUAAUUAAAUGAGACAAGCAGAUGUGCAUUGAUAAACCUAUUAACAGUAGACUGCAAGACUGAUGUCUGUAUUGAUUAUUUCUUACUGUUUGUGGUCCAAGAAUCCCAAACCUAAUUAGCUGAACAGCUCAGUAGCUGUUCCAUUUUGUCUGACACAGCCUUUUAACCUACUGUGCAAAAAAUGUUUUCUUCUCCUUAGCCUUCUCUGAUUUUUUCUGAGAUUUGGGGGCAGUGGCUCUACACGGGCUACUUCUCCUCUAAGAAGUUGAAUUUGACCUUUAACUGUUGCAUCAUGGCAACAGGUAAAAUAGUGCCUUAAAAAUAAUCAGUUCAGGUUUAGUGGUAUACUCUGCUUUUAGCAAGAAGACUUAAAAUUUAUUUGUAACCUUUUGCAAAGUUCUGUACAGCCCCUGAAAUGAUUCUGACCCUGAAAUGAUCCCCAACCCUAAAAUGAUCCCUAAAUUGGUCCCCAAAUGAUCCCCAAUUACUUUUUGGAAUGGAAUGGUAUCCUAGAACUGUGGAUUGAGCAAAAUGCAUAACAUUAAUACAACAAAAGUUGUUUGAGUUUGAUCAUCCGGGUGAACGUAGUCGUGAAUAGAACUGUUGUUGCUGACAGUGACUGAUGUUUCGGCAACCUGUGUGGUAGUCAUCUUUAGAGUCAAAGUGAGUUGUAUCACAUCAGUUGAUGAUGUGAUACAACCAGUAAGUUAAAUGUUUUUCUAACUAGUUGAAACAUAGUGUGGUACGUAAAAUUUGUUACUAGUGAUGUACCGGUCAGUUUUAACAUAAUACAUGGACAUCACUUAAUCAAAGCAGAAAAUGUUACUUGUCCAAUAUAUUGGACGAGUGUGAAAAAGAAACCCGAGUCCACUUAGUGUUUAUAAUAUUUCUAAAACACUACCAUAAUGAUUGCCUCCAGGGGAGGGGGAAUGACUCUAUGAUUAUGUAGUUAAUAUGAAGAGGUGGAACACCUACUAAAGUGGUGUUGAAUUUUAAAAGGAUGUAUGAGUAACGGAUCAUUUAGGGGUUGGAAUCAUUUCAGGGGCUGUAACAUUCACUUCUCUCCACAGUUAAUAGCCGAUUAUGUCACUCCGACUCAAAAGGAGCUGUGCAGGGAUUUGGAUGCUAAGAUUAAGCCAAAUAUAAGGUAUUGAAUAUUUGACAAAUUAUUGUGGCUUGCACAAUAAAUAAUACCGGUAAUACCUAUUUUUGACCACGUUGCAGUUGCAUUCUAUUAUAAUCUGAUGGUGUAAUUUGUAACAAAACAUUGCUCAUCAAAGGAACCAUUUCCAAACUAGACCUCCCCGAUAAAAAAUGUUGUAUAAUUAUAAACAUUUACAAUGUCAUGCUCUUUUUGUCAUUGUUGUUGAUAUUGUUGUGACACUGUAUUUUGCAGUUUCUUGACACAGUGUCGUCCUCUGUCUGUUAGUAUGGGUAAUGCCAUCAAAUAUCUGAAGCUUCAGAUUACCCAUUCACCUCCUGACAUGCCAGAAGAACAGGUAUUCUGCAGAAACCUUUACACAACCUAAGAUCACUGACUGAGGAACCAUGAGUAACAUAACACAUUGUACAGAGCAACCUGCUGUUGCAUAUCUUUUCGUUGAUGAUGUAAUUGUGAACUAUCACCUUGUAAGCAGCGAUUACUUAAAAGUAAUGUUUGCAGCAUUGUCCUUUGAUUUCAUGUUUAUAUAUACCAUUUAAUACUAAGGAUAUGAGAAAGAUGAUUGUUUUAUAAUAAUUAUUUUCAGGCAAAGGGCAAUCUCAUCAAGAGCAUCGAUAAAUUUAUCCAGGAAAGAAUCAUUUUAGCUGGAGUCGCUAUCUCUGAGACAUAUGCAAGAACCAAGAUUAAUGAUGGGGAUGUUAUACUAACUUAUGCCUGGUGAGUCUAGUUAACUCUGUACUAAAUCAUCUACAAGUGUUCGUUUUCAGGGUAAGCUUCACAUAUUAUUAUUUGGUUCACUGCUAACUUGUUAUCUUUUUGCCUUAAGUUCUUCGCUAGUGUUAAAAGUUUUAAAAGAUGCUCACAAUGCUGGAAAAAACUUCAGAGUAGUUGUUGUUGACUCAAGACCAAAGUUUGAAGGUAUGGUUAAAAUUGUAUGUAGUAAACUUAUCACUGCGAAAAGAAAUAGUGCAGCAGACUUUUUGUAUUUUAUUUCUUAAGUUCAGUCUCGCAUUUUUUAAAUGUUAUUUUUCUAAUUUACCAUUUUUUUCCCACUCAUUCAGAUAUUUUCUCUUCCUUAUUAUUGCUCUUAAGUUUUGUAUGAAGUAGUUAAUUUCUCAUUUGGAUUUGACUUGACAGUAUGACCUUUGUGUUUUCAGGACAAGCAAAACAGACAACAUUCACAAGCUAUUUUUCCUUUUUCUAGGUCGGGAAUGCCUAAGAAGACUGGUGAAACAUGGGAUCAGAUGUUCAUAUGUCUUAAUAAGCGCCUUGUCAUAUGUCAUUAAAGAGGUAUGUAAUGAUAUGCAAGGGAAUGUAUGUACAGAAGAAGAGGAGAGGUUCAGUUAGCCAUGGUGUUCAAGUGUAAUAAUGUUUGAAGGUUGCAACUGAAAGAUAAAGAAAAUGAUUUGGUGAGCCUAUAAAUUAUUAGAACGUCUUCUCAUCUUGAACAACUAAAGAAUUCAUUUUCCUGAUUUGGAGUACAGCUAUGGAAUGCUUUACCUGAAAAUAUUAAAAUGUCUGCCAGUAGAAACUUAUUCAAGAAACAAAUACAUGAAACACAUAUUAAUAUUUUUAAACAAGAGAAUUUGUACCUUACAGCCACCUUCAAUUCUUGAAAUAAUUAAAAACUUGUAAAACUUUAGCAAUCCUGUAAUUACGACCAGUAUAGUGAAAUCUCUUUCUUUCUCUUUCCUCUGUGUAGUAAAUUAUUUUAUUUUAUAAUUUGCUAUUUUUAAGUUGAUUUAAAUGUUCUUAAAACAUAGCCAGUCUUAAUGUCUUAAUAAUGCUUACAGUUUUGAUGAGUGUCAGUCAUCUUUAUCAAAACUUCAAAAACAUUAAUAGUGUCAGAAGCCUUAAAUAGGCUUUCUGGAGGUGUUAAUUAUUGUGAUAAACCCGCAAAGUCACUCUGUAGACACCCCUUCCCCCUGGUUUGGGGGUGGAGAUCACUUGUGUCCAUAUGGGAGAAAGCUGAUAGGCUCCCUUGUCCCUGCUCAUAGUAGGAGUGUUCGAUCUAAUACAUAUGCUUUCCUUGAUCCAUCGCUUAAAUUUGUCGCUUUCCUGCUCAAGUAUUUCACUUUCUUCCCAAUUCAUAAUAUGAUUGUUCUGACAAACAUGGUCUGUUAUAGCUGAUUUAUGGUGUUCAUUGGUAGAAACUCUGCAGGUGGAUCUUGUGAAAUUUCUGUCAGAGAUCUUUUCUGCUUCCUUUCUGUGUUCUGUGAUCCUGGUUCUCAGCUGUCUCCCUGUUUCACCGAUGUACACCUUUUCGCAUUGCCUGCAUGGAAUUUUAUACACCACUCCAGCCUUUUUUUACUUCUCAACUUUGUCCUUUGGGUGAACUAAAAGCUGUGUGAGGGUGCUUUGAGGUUGAACCACUGUGGCUACCCUGUGUUUGGUGAAUAUACGUUGUAUUUUCUCCAUGAAUGAGUGGACAUAUGGGACAGUCACCACUCCUCUUGAUUUUUCUUGUGCUUUAUCUUUCUUGGAUUUAUCUUUUCUAUAGCUUUCUUUCUGUUCAUUUGCUCUUUGACCUUCUUUAUCGCCCAAUCUGGGUAACUACAUGUAUGGAGGGCUGUGAUCUCCACCCCCAAACCAGGGGUGGAGGGGGCGUCUACAGACUGACUUUGCGCGUUUAUCGCAAUAAUUAACACCUUCAGAAGCCUAUUUAAGGCUUCUGACACUUUUAAUGUUUUUCAAGUUUUGAUAAAGAUGACUGACAGUGAUCAAAACUGUCGUUAAGACGUUAAGACUGGCUAUGUUUUAAGAACAUUGAAAUCGACUUAUUAACUUCACUAGCCUGAUGAAUUUCUUCAAGAAUUUGCUAUUUUAUUUGCCAUUUUUCAUUGCUGUUGUCAUUUCUUUAAUUUACUAUUUAUUGUAAUCUUAACUGCUGUUUAUUUGAAAUCCUUGUAAGUAAAUAUGUAUAGUGCAAAAAACCCUAGUUGUAAUAAGCCUAACUUAAUCAUACCUACCCGACUCGACUAGGUUUAACUAUUUGCGGGUAGGUACUAUUCAAAUUCUAACUAUCUGUUUCGUAAUAAAUUGUGUUGUUGUUGGUUUUAUUAAGUCACAUAAAGUAUUAAUCAUUGCCAAUUCAAGUGGAGUAACUUGAGCAGGUUCAGUUUUGUGUAACCCUUGAUUUUAGCGACCUCUAAAUUUAAGAAGUCAAAUCGAAAUCAAGUGGAACUGCAUUAUGGAAUAUUUAGCCUACUGCAUUCCAACACUGUAACCCUCUGUUGUUGCUAAAAAGCAACUACUGUUUGUAGGGAUAAGAUUAGUGUGACAAGUAUUCACAUGAAGCACACUCAGCUAAUUUGGUUUGAGAUUCAUACUCGUACUCAAUCUUGCACUUGUAGUCUAAAGGUCCCUACUGCCUUGUGACUUGACAUGUGCACCAAUGCUCCCUUCUACAGGUAUCUAAAGUUUUCCUUGGUGCCCAUGCCUUGCUUGCUAAUGGCUAUGUCAAGUCACGUGUUGGUUCCUCUAUGGUUGCUAUGAUGGCGCAGGCAUUUAACGUACCAGUGCUUGUUUGUUGUGAAACGUACAAGUUCUGUGACAGAGUACAGACUGAUUCAUUUGUUUCCAAUGAACUGAGUAAGUUGCCCUUAAAACAGAUAUUUCUUUUAUAAAAAAGGCAAAUAUUUGUGGAAUAGAACAUGGACAUGAACAUGGAGAGAAAAAUGGACGAAAAUAGUUAAUUAGUAAAUUAACCAUUUUGCCAAACUUGCUUCUUGCCACUCAACUUCAUAUUAACAGCUACUACUAUUCUCAAACCACCUCAAUCUGCUUUUUCAAAACGAGUUUUGGUCGCAGUUGUUCAAAAGGUCGAUAGUGCUAUCUGCCGAAUAAAUCUCUAUCCAUUGGAUAGCGCUAUUGGUUUUCCUAAUCCUUAUCCACUUGAUAGUGCUAUCCAGCAUUUGAACAACGCGGGGCUGGUGCUUAUCCUUACUUUUUUUUAGGAAAACGUUUUAUUCACAGUCACACAUUAAGAACCUCGCCUUGGCCUCGCUUUGAUGAAGAGGCUUUUAUUUAAAAACAUGGGUUCUUCAUAUAUUUUCUAAACAGUCAAGCAAAAUGAACCUACAUAUAUAUUUUUUUGGUAGAAUAUGCAAAGUAACUCUUUCCAUGUCUAGUUGUUAAUUAUCAGUGUUAUUGUAGGUGAUCCAGACGAUCUAGUACCGCUGGCCAGAGAAAGCGCAGAUGUUCUAUCUCAAUGGAGAGACGUCAAUUCACUACAUUUAUUGAACUUAGUUUAUGACGUUACUCCACCUCAUUUUGUAUCCAUGGUGAUCACUGAAGUAGGAAUGAUCCCGUGCACAUCUGUUCCUGUUGUGCUCAGAGUCCAGAAUCCAGACACACAAUAGUUUUAAAAAUGGCAGAGACAGAUAGUGAGGGUUGUUCAAUACUCCGGCAAAUGUAUGCAUUGCAUUGUAUUGUAUUGUCGUCACAUUACAAUACUCUACAAAAGCAUAACAAUAAGGAACGAAGCAAAACAAUGAGAAAUGUAACAAAGCCAUGCAUAAAUUUGUCGGAUUUAACAAUCAAUUCUUAAAUAAGGAAUCUAAGGGCCUGUUUACAUGG